Thermothielavioides terrestris NRRL 8126 is the source of this 842-nucleotide messenger RNA. RefSeq names its product 60S ribosomal protein L26. The transcript is spliced from 3 exons. The record is from RefSeq and is a predicted model, not a curated record. The coding region runs from base 99 to 515 and encodes 138 amino acids. NCBI's taxonomy places the organism in Eukaryota, Fungi, Ascomycota, Sordariomycetes, Sordariales, Chaetomiaceae. Gene Ontology annotation, molecular function: structural constituent of ribosome; RNA binding. Gene Ontology annotation, cellular component: cytosolic large ribosomal subunit. Gene Ontology annotation, biological process: ribosomal large subunit biogenesis; cytoplasmic translation.
CAACACACUUUUAAUUUUCGCUGCUUCGUCAAGAUCACGGCGAUCACCACUCGACUCGUUGUCCGCCGCCUUGUCCUCCGUCGGCACGAUCAAUUACAAUGGCCAAGGUCAGCCCGAACGUUUCGUCCUCGAGGCGCAAGUCUCGCAAGGCGCACUUCACUGCGCCUUCGAGCGUCCGCCGCAACAUCAUGAGCGCCCCGCUCAGCAAGGAGCUCCGUGAGAAGUACAACGUCCGGAGCAUCCCCAUCCGCAAGGACGACGAGGUCCAGAUCGUCCGCGGCUCCAACAAGGACAAGGAAGGCAAGGUUACCUCGGUGUACCGCCUGAAAUACGUCAUCCACGUCGAGCGUGUCACUCGCGAGAAGGCUACGGGCCAGACCGUGCCGAUUGGCAUCCACCCCAGCAACGUGGUCAUCACCAAGCUCAAGCUCGACAAGGACCGUGAGAACAUCCUGGCCCGCAUCAAGGCCGGCCGCGAGCAGGCCGCCAAGGCCAAGGGCAAGAGCAAGGCUUGAAUCGGCUGAGCCGGCGUUGAAGGGACUGAAGACGUGACGACACAAAGACAGAAACGGAAAGGAACAACUCGGUUCGGUUGCGACGAAGAGAAAUACCCCCCUACAUUGCUCCUCGUCGAGGGUCACCCAGUCGGCGCUGGCGUCUUUGCGGCUUCUGUUUUCGGUUGCAUACUAUGGCGGCUGUCGGUCAGUCUGCCACAUGGUACGACAGCAUGGGACGGACCUGGGAUCUAGAUGCAGAGUCAACGAAUCGAGACAUUGUUCUCAAUGGCCAUUUCACAAUGCCAGUCGCUCUGCGCUCGUUGUGAAAUGCUCCAUGGGAGGUUU